AUGGUUUCUGUUUCCGGAUCAAUACACCACGAAUUGGCAAAAAGCGUUAUUUUUACAACGUUGAAAAGUCCCAAAAGUUGUCAAUUUGGUCAUAUGGCACGUCGUUAUUCGACAGAAAUUGGGUCUCCUGUUGGACAAAAGGUCACGCAAACUGAACAGCGAAGAAUAUGGGGAAAAUGGCAGUUAUUGUCAGCCGGUGGAUUAAUAAGCACAGGAUUAGCAAUUUGGUGGAUAAUGAACUCGAAAAGCGUUCACAAUGACACAGAUCCAGCUCCAAAGCCCACUUCUGUGAAUAUUGACCCAUUAAUUGAUCCCCUUCCAAAAGUGAUAACAGAUCCACUAACUGCGACAUUCCAAUUACUUGGAUAUGGUAUUCGAAUGGUGACAUUUUUAGGCAUGAAAGUUUAUGCUUUGGGUGUGUACAUCGCCAAGGAUGAUCUUACAAAGGUCCAUGAAGUUUUUAACUCACGCUUUUUAGAGACUUUGUACGAGAAAGAUAAAGAUACAAAAGUGGCUAUGACACAGAAGCAGGCCCUUGAAAAGGCUCUUGAAGACGAUAAACUAUCAGUUGUACUUAUUGAUAACCUUCUCAAUGCAGGUGUUAGGAUGACAGCAAGAAUUUGUGCUCUCAGAAACACAGAUUUGAGUCACUUGCGUGAUGGAUUUGUGCGCACGAUCAAAAAUAGCCAAUAUUACAAGGAUAUCAUGAAAGAAGGUGGAGAACGUGCGGAAAAGCUUACACAAGGCUUAGAUGAGCUACGUAGGGUCAUGAACAGUCAUCAUAUGAAGGCCUAUCGGAACUCAAGAGUGUUUGUAGAGAUCAUUGAAGGUGGAAAGAUGAGAAUUACCGUUAAGGUUUGGGACCAGAAUCAAUUCUGGGAUCCUGUUCAUAUGGGUGUCGUUCAGGAGCCCUUGGUUUCGAGACUAUUGUUCUUGUGUUAUUUAAGUGGUCCUAAUCCUUUGGUUCCAGCUGUUCGUAAAACUGCUGCUGAGAGUUUGGCCAGUCUUUUUUAA
Molecule: messenger RNA, 1014 nt
Organism: Brettanomyces bruxellensis
Lineage: Eukaryota; Fungi; Ascomycota; Pichiomycetes; Pichiales; Pichiaceae
Exons: 1
Coding region: 1-1014 (337 amino acids)
Molecular function (GO): intramolecular lyase activity
Source: RefSeq, a predicted model, not a curated record